This is a messenger RNA of Protobothrops mucrosquamatus (brown spotted pit viper), 625 nucleotides long. Its product is annotated as trihelix transcription factor GTL1. The coding region runs from base 107 to 601 and encodes 164 amino acids. NCBI's taxonomy places the organism in Eukaryota, Metazoa, Chordata, Lepidosauria, Squamata, Viperidae. The transcript has 2 exons. The record is from RefSeq and is a predicted model, not a curated record.
CUGGAUCCUUUCAUCUCUGUGGAGCUUACUGACAAUCAGCCGUCUGGUUUCCUAGGAAACGCAAUCUUGGCUAGAAAUAGUGAAUCAUUUCCAGGUCACUUUCAACAUGGAGAGUGGAGCAGGAAGGCACUGGACGGAGGAGGAGGUUAAAGCCUUGCUAAGCGUCUGGUCAGAAAAAAAUAUCAGAGAGCAACUCCAUGGGACCUUACGGAAUAAAGGGAUAUUUAUUUACGUUGCUAAAAGGCUUCAGGAGUUGGGGAUCUGCAGAGACUGGAAACAGUGUCGGGCAAAGUAUAAAAACCUGAAAUAUGAAUAUAGAACAGUUAAAUAUGCCCACAACUCAGGAGAUGCUACAAAGACUAUGAAGUUCUUUCAUGAGCUGGAUGCCAUAUUGCAACAUAAAUCUGUCACCCAGUUAACAGAGGAGGAGAACGGCAGGUGUUCAUCCAAUGACAUCAUAAAUGCCACCAAGGAGAACAAUGAAGGUGAAGUCUCAAUAACAUUGGAAGAAGAUGAUGAUGCUUCCACAAAUCCAUUUCUUUUUAUUUCCCACUGCAGGCCUAUUGAACUAGGUAAUGAAAGGCAGCAUAUGGAGAGAUGAAAUGGAUUGUUCUCCUUUGUACUA